AUGUGUUCCCACAAAUCCACCUUUCAACGCUAUGUCACCGAGCUGCGGAAUAAGAACCUUACUUACAAGCAGAAACGCGGCAUCCUGAGUCAUCUGAAGGCUGAAAAAGGCAUCCUUUCACGUACAGUUGACGUCUUGAAAACGGUGGAAAAGCAAUGCAAACGCCAACUGGAUGCUGUUGAGUCAGCUCAAGGCGUCUCUGGUUACUGGGAGACCAUGAACAAACUGGAGAAAGUAAGUUACGAUGUUACAUUGCAUCUGACACUUGCUCAGACAUAA
This is a messenger RNA of Dibothriocephalus latus, 279 nucleotides long. Lineage: Eukaryota; Metazoa; Platyhelminthes; Cestoda; Diphyllobothriidea; Diphyllobothriidae. The record is from the annotation of a GenBank genome assembly.